AUGAAGCAUUUGGGUCCGCGGGCUAUCAUACCUCGACCAACCAGGCCAUACUUCGUCUGNCAAAAGACCCUGACAAAUCUUGGACGAGGCUUCGAUGACGUCUCCUCAUUCCAUGCACCGGUCGACGGAACCUACUUCUUCACUUUCGCUAUUCACAGCGGUGUCAAGAGUGCUAGAGUGUACCUCCGCACCAAUGCCGGCUAUGUGAAUGAAGCCUUUGGGUCCGCGGGCUAUCAUACCUCGACCAACCAGGCCAUACUUCGUCUGCAGAAGGGAGACAGGGUGUGGCUCCAACAGCAACCGAAUGGAGCUACGAUUAGCCUUCCAGAGCACAUUCAUGUCUCGUUUAAUGGAUUCCUUUUGUAUGAAGAUUAA
Lingula anatina is the source of this 375-nucleotide messenger RNA. RefSeq names its product complement C1q tumor necrosis factor-related protein 3-like. The record is from RefSeq and is a predicted model, not a curated record. Lineage: Eukaryota; Metazoa; Brachiopoda; Lingulata; Lingulida; Lingulidae.